CUGACUCGGACCAGCGUUGUCGGUUGUUCUGUCGUUCCCGGGAGACGGCGGCGGUGGUUUCCAUGAACAGAAUGGUGCAUGAUGGGACGCCGUGUUCCUACGACGACGCCUUCAGUGUGUGCGUCCGAGGAGAGUGUGAGCAUGUCGGCUGUGACGGUCAGAUUGCGUCGGAUCAGCAGGAGGAUCGAUGUGGAAUCUGUGGAGGAGACAACUCCAGCUGCAAGAUCAUCAAAGGGAACUUCACCCGCAGCACCAAGAAGCAAGGGUACCUGAAGAUCCUGGAGAUCCCUAAAGGAGCGCGUCACCUGCUGAUCCAGGAGUUCAAAGGAACACCUCACAUCCUGGCCGUGAAGAACCUGGAGACGGGUCACCUAUUCCUCAAUGACGAAGACGAGCUCCCAGAAUCCCGAGCAGUGAUCGAGAAAGGUGUGGCCUGGGAGUACAGCAACACGGAGGAGCAGGAGUCGCUGCAGACCGCCGGGCCGCUGAAGUACGCCAUCCUGCUCAUGGUCCGUUCCCACGGUGACGCCAAGGUGACGGUCUCCUACAAGUACAUCAUCCAGGACCGCCUGCGGUCGUCGCUGGAGUCCAACCUGGUGCAGGAGGACGCUGUCUUCUACGAGUGGGCGCUGAAGAGGUGGUCGCACUGCUCCAAACCCUGCGGAGGAGGGAAACAGUACACCAGGUUUGGCUGCCGGAGGAAGGCAGAUGGAAAAAUGGUUCAGAGGACAUUCUGCUCCAACAUCAACAAGCCGAGAGCUAUCAGCCGCAACUGCAACACUGAGGCCUGCCGCUCACCACGCUGGCUCUCCGGAGACUGGCAGCCCUGCAGUGCCUCCUGUGGGCAGACCGGGUGGCAGCGCCGCUGGGUGAGCUGCCAGCAGGCGUCCAGUGGGGGGCAGCAGCGCUCUGUAAACAGCAACCUCUGUGGAGAUGACCGGCCGGAAGCCAAACGGACCUGCAACCGCUUCCCCUGCCCUGCCGCCUGGAGGGUGGGGCCCUGGACCCCGUGUUCGGCCUCAUGUGGAAACGGCACUCAGGAGCGUCAGGUCGCCUGCUCCGGUCCGGAGGGAUCUGCCUCAAACUGCAGCGGACCAGCACCAAUGACAACUCGCACCUGCCAGGCCCCGCCCUGCAGCGGCGACCAGAAGAACGCCAUCGUCCUUUGGCUGUCUAGGUCCAACCCAGACUUCCCCUCUGCCAAGAUCUCCUCCAGGCAGCGUUGCCGCGGUGACCGCUCUGUGUUUUGUCGGAUGGAGGUUCUGAGUCGGUACUGCUCUAUUGCCGGAUACCAGCAGAUGUGCUGCAAAUCCUGCAGCGAGGGCAACUUCAGCAACUCCAGCAACUUCAGCAACUCCAGCAACUUCAGCAACUCCAGCAGCACAAACCUGCCAGCAGACAUCAGCUCGUGGACUCCAACCACACAGAUGAUGACAUCAGCGUCCACCUGGUCUGACAGCAGCCACGUCAUCAGUGAUGUCAUCAGCACGCCACCUCCCAGCUUCACAGUGACUCCACCCCCCAUCAGCAGGAGCAGCGCCGACUUCAUCUACGUGGAGUAUGACGACUACGACGAGUACUCAUCCUACGAGGAUCCGUCGCUGCUCUCUGAGACUCUGCGUACUACAACCACUACCACUACUACGACUAGUACCACUAUGACCAUUACUCCUGCUAGUACUACGACACCUACAAGGCGUCCCAGGAAAACUGUUCCACCACAUUUUUUCCAGAGGAAAACUCCCACAAGUCCUCCUGCUACAGCUGCCGUGGUAACUGUGGAGGGUGGGAGCCAGACAGCAGGACCUGAUGACAUCAUCACCACCACAUCAUCAGGGGGGCGGAGCCUCCACAGUAACAUCACGCUGACGGACACGGAUUCGGCGUCGUUCUUCCCGCUCUCCAAGACAGACAACAACUCGGUGGAUGAGGUUUCGUACCGGAUCGUGGGGCUGGACAGCGACGCCACCAGGGGGCAGCAGAACUACUUUGUGCCACGGAUGCCACCGUUUCGCGAACGAACGCAAAACAAACGCAUCCAGCAGCUCCUGAACGAGAAGCGGCGUCAGGAGCUGCUGAGGAGGCCGAGCAGGACGAGCAAGAGCCGGACCGCUGGGAAACACUGACGCUGCAGGUUUCCCGCCGCUCGCCACAACGCAUGUGCAGCUUCUCACGCUACGCUAACAAACUGCGCUAACGAACAGACACAGACUGAAGCCGCUUCCUGAAGUUUACAGCCUGAAAUCAAAGUGUCACAGCCACGUAGACAGAAAGCUGCAGCUCAGUUUCACUGGUUUUCAUGUUUGUACCAAAUAAUCCAGUUUGUGAAUAAAGCAGACCUUCAUCCAGCUGCUGUCGCUGUGACUCACCAACA
Molecule: messenger RNA, 2374 nt
Organism: Stegastes partitus (bicolor damselfish)
Lineage: Eukaryota; Metazoa; Chordata; Actinopteri; Pomacentridae
Product: A disintegrin and metalloproteinase with thrombospondin motifs 2-like
Exons: 12
Coding region: 63-2126 (687 amino acids)
Biological process (GO): extracellular matrix organization; proteolysis
Cellular component (GO): extracellular matrix
Molecular function (GO): metalloendopeptidase activity
Source: RefSeq, a predicted model, not a curated record